Molecule: messenger RNA, 4593 nt
Organism: Etheostoma spectabile (orangethroat darter)
Lineage: Eukaryota; Metazoa; Chordata; Actinopteri; Perciformes; Percidae
Product: regulator of G-protein signaling 9-binding protein
Exons: 1
Coding region: 725-1465 (246 amino acids)
Source: RefSeq, a predicted model, not a curated record
CUGCUUUGUUUCCCUGCUUGCAUGGCUCUGUUCAGUGCGCACAUGUGACCUCAGAAGGCGCUUACUGGCAUUUAAACAUCAUCGACAGGGUGCUGAAGCGGACAACUCCCCAUACAGACAAAACAAACCCUAAACACAAUGGCUCGGUUUGCUGCCCGUUAUGGACGCUUUGAAGCCUUUUUCCUUCUUUAACUCUCAGUGAAUAUCUCCAUUUCCCCAGCCGCGCAUCAUCUUUGAAAAUUAAAGGACUUUAUUUUUAAGCAGCUGACGAGAACGGCGCCGUGUCCACUCUACAAACGGCGGUUUAAAGCGGAUGCUGUGACACCUGUAGCUGAAUCUGGAUCUCAAUCUCCUGAAACGAGAGGUUGGAUUGUUUCACAUCCGUUCUGCAUCCGCCCUGCAGGAGAGGUGCUCCGGCGCUGUCUGAUCUCGAGUGGGGAAGCGCGAAGGUAUAGCCUAAAGCCAUUUACAGACGCAUUAAUAUCUAAGCCGCUCUCUGUGCCUGCUUAGACAGGAAGGAGCAUGGAUAGAGAGGCAUUUGCUCUGACUAGUGCGUUGAAGGGAUUUGCAGAGCUGGGGGUGUGCUCCUGUUCAAACUAAGCUAAGGACAGUGGAUGAAGCACAGUCACUAACAGCUCGCCAUUUCUCUUCGAGCCUUCUUUGGUUUAUUAUUUCAGAUUUUUUGGCGAUAAAAUAUAGGCCCUAUAUAUUUUUUUAAUCAGCCAUGGGGAAAGAUGAGUGCAAAACAAUGCUGGAUGCUUUGAACAAAGUGACCGCUUGCUACAGGCAUUUGGUCAUCGCCCUGGGAAGCACCUCGGACUCGCAGAACCUGCGGGAGGAGCUGAAGAGGACCCGCAAAAAGGCCCAGGAGCUGGCCGUGGCCAACAGGACUAAACUGACCUCUCUGCUCAAAGACAAGAGCAUCAGCAAAGAGGACCGGGCCGAGUACGAGCGCCUAUGGGUGCUGUUCUCGAGCAGCAUGGAGCUCCUGGAGGUGGACAUGAAAAGGUCUCUGGAGAUAGGGCAGGAUUUCCCCCUCAAGGUGCCGACGAGACACCUGAUCCAGACGGGGAUGACCGGCAGCACCACCGCGGUGGCGGCCCGGGCCAUGAGCGUGCAGAACAUGAAGUACGAGGCGGACAGCAACAUCGACACGGCGGACCUCCGGGACCUGCAGGCCGAGAUCUCCCAGGUGACCCAGAUGAUGGAGGAGAUGGAGAUGAAGGUGCAGGUGGCGCCGUGGGCCGUCGAGGCGAAGCAGGAAGCAGGCGCGGAGCUCAAGUCCAACAUGAGUGUGGGGAAUUCCUCCGUGGGUGUGAUCUCCAUCUGCGAAGAGGAGCCCAAAGAAGAAGAAGGAGGAGGCAGCAGGGAUACUGGCUUCGCGUCGACCUGCGCUGUGGUUAUAUUCUUAGUCAUCGUUACGGUGGCUGUGGUUCUAGGAUAUUUGGUGAUCAACAUGUCCUGAACUGUCUAUAACCAAAAGCCCACCCUGAUGGACACCCCGCGCGGCUGCCCAGGGGCGUGUCACUGUGGUUACAAGAGCCAGCAGCUCCACAACAGAGAGAAACGUUUUUUGUUUGAGGAGCUGAAAACAUUGGGGACAUGUGAAGUUAUUCAUCUUUCUCGGAUUUGUGAAUGUAGCCUAUUCGGUGGAGUUAAAGAGUUGCACUAGAUAGCAUACAAUGUAGAACUAUAGAAUGGACGUCGAGCACAAUUUGAGGUUAAGUAAACUGUAUUUUUAAAGGGGUCAAGGGGUCGUGUAGCCUGUUUUUGGGAAGAGGGAAAAAAAAUCAUGAAAUUACGUGACAGUGUCUGGCCAUCAGGAUGAUAGGCCAACCAACAACACAUAAUCCAAGUGGAUUAGUGGAAAAGCUCAUGCGUAAACGUAGCCUACUGUUAAGUAUUCCCCUUGAUGUUCUGCUGAUUGAUGCUUUAAAUUUAUGAAUUCAAUCCAGAAAAGUCUGACGUGUUCAAACGUGCAUGGUGGCAUCUGAGGAGUUGGGUCAAGUUUAUGGGAACUAAUAGAGCCAUUGUUCCAGUUGGAUGUGAUCAAAUCCGCACAGUUCCACGCGCACAGUUUUAACACACCAUACGAUCUGUAUAUCGUAGUAGGCUUGCAUCGUACAGAUAGUAAUUGCAUCAGAUCACAACGUUCUCCAUGAGAGCCUUGGGGACCUGAGAAACAUCCACAGUCUUUUAAUAAUGCACCCAUUCACUGUAAGCCUGUUUACGUUCCCUUUCAGGGUUUUCUUGCAGUGUUGAAUGUAUACAUUGCAACAUGUGAAUAGAGGGUUUGUACAUACAGACUGCUGUGUCAGAUAAUGUACAUACAUAAGUAUAUAUAUUUAUUAUAAUAAAAGUUUUAAACACACAUUUGAGAAACGUGCAGUUUUAAGAAAUGUAGCUCCUAGGUGCUCACAGGCAAGACUAGAGCAGUCUUUGCAUGCGUGCAUGAGUUGAAUGUCAUAUAAUAUGGAACAUUUGUAAUGACUGCAAAGCUUGACACGCAUACAUCAGAUAUACAGAUUUAUUUUAAGCAGAGGAUUAGAAUAGACGUAACCACACUGGUUUUAAGAUAGUGUUCUAUUUCAAAUGGAAAGAAGACUAAAACAGAUUCUUUAACUCCCUAAUGGUUUUAGAUAUAAGAGUCUUUGAAAGUUCAAGGUGAACUGAGAGUGGAUAGCUGCCAGAACCAAAGCCUUUAUUUUUGACUGUAAGUUAAAGGGGGUGGGGGUCAGAAAUCUUAAUCACAUGGUGUCAAAAAGAAAAUACUGGGUUGAUAGCUGAGAAAAACCCAAGCAGAGAGAGUUUAAUUACACAACCUGAGUCUAACUGCAUUUUCUAUUUAGCUAUGAUUUUAUCUAAUAAGAAACAAUAGGAAAUUAUAUAAUGCUCUUUUAUGGGAGAUCGUGUUUCCCUUAUUUUAUUAGAAUUUUAGACAGGUUUAAUUAAAAAGAUGCAAUCAUUCUGGGCAGACACAUUUUUUUUUUUACUUCUUUUCUCUAAAAUCUAAAUAAUUACAAUAUUGAGUCAAAAAUAAUUGUGUAUGUUCAAAGUUUAACACUUUAUUUCGUCCUCCUUAUUUUAAACAAAUCUCUCUGCAAAAAUAGUUUUAAGUGAAUUUUUCAAAAAUGGAAUUAAGAUGAUUAAUCCACAAUUAGCACAAAGCAAAAACUAUAACACCUCCAAGUUUAUGGUGAAUUAUAUAGUUUAUGGCACAUUAUUGUAAGGAAAUGUACAGAAAACCCACAGAGUGCAUCACUAUUUACAAGGCAGGGGCUGAAUUAAGAAGAAGAGGAUAUAUUGUAUCCAAAUCUUUUCAGGUAAAAAUAGAACAAUAAGAUUAAAAUAUUUAGGCAGUACAUCAAAAGGAUGUAAAGUGCUACUAACAACUACUAUUAAAGACAUGGGUUAGUCCACAGUAUCUACCCAUUCUGCGUCUCUCCUUAAAAAUUCACAAAGAUCCUCUGACAUCAGCUUGCUUGUCACUUACCAGUGGUGCUUCAGGCAGAAAAACAGAGUCACUUCAGAAUAAAUAUAUCAAUGUCUAUUCAUCAUGCAUAGUACAGGUGAUGGACAACGUCAGUAAUUCAUAUUCAUAAACAUUCUUCAAUGUGAAUUCUAAUGAAAAGUCUGUUAUAAUUGCUUGCAGUUCAACGGUUGAACACUGAGCUCCGAAAUUACUUUAAUGAUCUCCUCCCCCAUUCCUGAGGAGUUUCUCUGAAAAUUGUACAAGGUAAAUAGACCCCUGGCAUUUAAAGACCACUCAGCCUUAGCCGCCGGAGUUAGAAGUACGUAAUAUCUCAAAAGAUCAAAUUUAAUUAAAGCUACCCUCCUCUUCAGAGGCCUGACUCCUUGUGGGAGUAAUGAAACAAAAUUAAAUUUUUCUUACAUUAAAAAAACCUGGCAAGUGUAAAAUAUUCAAGUUGCAGAUUAAGAAAGCAAUCAUUUGAGACAUUGAAUGUUCAUUCAGCAGACUACUUGAAAAGCAUUUUCCUGUUUUAUCUCUUAUUGCAGUCUUGUCUUUGCUUAGAACCUCGAGGUUAGAAACAUUAAUGGAAUAUAUAAAUGCUGAAAUGCAACACACCUCAACUUCUUAGAACACCGAUACCACAGUGGGGAGAGCAUUUGUGGCCGACUUUGAUGCAUGAAAAUCAGUGGGUUGCUGCUCACGCCCAACUCACACAAGGCUUUCUGACAUCUUGUUGAUCCUUGUUGUCAUCUGACAGAGGCACUAAGCUCUGCUAACAGGGUGUCAUGAACAUCUCUGAAACUCACGACAGACUCACAUUGUCAUCCGGAGUCCUAAAAAUAUAAAGGUGAUUAAUUAAACAUGGGGGAAAAAGGGAGGGGAUUCAAAUAGUAGAGAAGAGAAGAGAAAGCAUCCCAAAACACCGCACUUUCAAAAUUCGUCCCUCAUGUUUCAAGUAAAAGUCUACUUUUAUGCAACUUUUCAUGCAUGCUGAACUGACUUUGCAAUCUUUGUUACGCAAGCUGCUUCUGAAAAUAGCCACAGCAUCAAAGUUUUAGAGUUCCACGCUUCAUUAGAUAUAAAAUGGCUCUUUCCAGGUGAAUAAAUCGACUUUUUCUACA